UAAAUCGAGUAUGUCAAAUCGGCAUUCUGAGGAAAGCAGAUCGUUUAUAACGUUUUUCCGUGCAAUUUCCCAGGGACCGGUCUGCGUUCUAGUGUUCGCCAUUAAGUUAUUUCCACACUCACCAAACGCACAAAAUGGCGCAAGUGAAAUACGAACCGCUCGAGGACGACAUAGACGACAUCGACACAAGCAUGCGGCACCUCAUCGAGCAGGCCGAUUGGUUUCUGGACAGCUUACGAAGCCGGCCAUCGUACAACAACAGUAGCAGCAGUGCCAACGAAAGCAACGCUAGCAGCAGCCGGGAAAGUGCACAGACCAGCAGCAGCAGUACCGCACAGCCAGAGCAAGGCAGCACCACUACCACCAUGGGUUCAGCAGUAUCGUCGGUGAACCAAGAUGAGCCAAGUAACGACAGUUCCGGUAGCGAUACUACCAUACUGUGCAGCCACGACGAGCUGAUGCCCGACGCCUCGACACCCAUCCCGCUGGUCGACGAUUCUUUUGCGCAGGAAGUAAUCGUAAUAGGCACGCCAGCGAUCGAACCCAGAACCAGCCAGCUGCGUGCCCGUCGCCGUGCACGACGCGCCCUUAACCGUGACACAUCCGUGAUCGAUCUGUCGAACUAUCAGGAACCGGAACCUGUUGUGAUAAUCUCAUCGGACGAGGAAGACAAUAUCGCGCCGAGCACGGUGCAAACGUCCUUUCCAGUGCCAAUCCCUCAACCACUUCCCUCUGGCAGCUGGAGUUCGUUUACGGUCGGCGGUUUGGCCGUCUCCGUCCAUACGUCGCCUACCCAAAACAUUUCGGUUGCGCUUUCCAGACAUCUUGCCGACGACUCUAGUGUUGAGGUCAGCAUGCUAGAAUCAAGGCCGGCGCCCGUAACAGCAACGCAACCCGCCCGCCGCCCAGCGCCACCUUCUGCAUCACCAGCACCGAAUACGAAUCUCAACGAAACGCGCACUUCCCGAGGUGUGGACAUUAUCUGCCCGAUCUGUUACGAAACGCUCGCCAACCGGCAGGCCCUUUCAACGGCCUGCGGGCACGUGUUCUGUGCCGUGUGUCUCCGUCGAUCGCUGAAGCUUGCCAAAAAGUGUCCAGUCUGCAAGAAAGGCUUGACGAAAGCGAACGGGAUGCAUCCGGUUUAUUUUGCUACGGAAUGAGGCUACACGGUUUCCAGAUUUUUUUGUUACGUUUUAUGCCCCAUUUAAAUUAUCUUACGAUGGCAGUUACGCUUUUCUGUGCACUCAAGUAUUGACAAGAAGAACGCGAAUAGAAUAAUGUAAAUAUGUAACGAGGCUGAGCCGCGAGCGAUAUGAAUAUUAUGAGAGCAGGAAUUGUUGAGGUGCCAAAUAAAAUGUUACUACAGACGAUCAACCGUACGACGUA
Molecule: messenger RNA, 1386 nt
Organism: Anopheles stephensi (Asian malaria mosquito)
Lineage: Eukaryota; Metazoa; Arthropoda; Insecta; Diptera; Culicidae
Exons: 2
Coding region: 135-1160 (341 amino acids)
Biological process (GO): positive regulation of transcription by RNA polymerase II
Molecular function (GO): transcription factor binding
Source: RefSeq, a predicted model, not a curated record